UAUUAAUAUUAUGACUCGUAUCGAACUUAUUGUUAGUCACGCUUCCCGAAGUGAGUGUUUAUCCAUUACCAACAAUAUUCAUUGGGUUGAUCUACGUGAUUUCAUAUUUGAAUCUUUCAAGAUCUCUGUUACUCAAGUCUUUUAUCGGGAUAUCGAAAAUGAUAUUAUUACUCUUUCAACUGAUAGUGAACUGAACAGUUUGAAACAGCAAUGUACUACUGGUAUCAUUCAUUUGUAUAUUGAUCCUCUUCAAGCAACCCAAGAUGUGUUUGACAAUACAAUACAACUACACUCUCGACUCGAAAAGACAAACGAAAAGACGCCAAUAGAAGAUGAUAAAAUUCGAACGAACCAUUCUUUUGCGACACAAUUUGAACAAUUUGGAAAACUGAUGGAUCGAUAUCAGGAUUUAUUUCAAAAGAACCCUCAGGCGAUGAAACGGAUGCACCAAGUUGCCACUCAACUCAUUUUUCGACAAUCGACUGUAGACCUUACCGUAAUCGAAGACUGGUUGGAACAACAAAAUAUAUCAUCUACUACCACCAAAAGCUAUCGAUCUUCUUUACCUCCUAGUAUGUCACUUUUUUCUGAUAUGCCAAGCUCAACAGAUCUACAUGGAAAAUCUUCCAACAUUAUUCCAAAAAUAUCAAGCUCAGCAACUUCAUCACUGCCAUCAUCAUCAUCACCGUCAUCAUCAUCAUCAUCAUCAAGGCUAUCAACUUCCAAUUUGCCCAGUAAUGACAAAGAGAAGAAUCAAUUAUGGAAUAAUAUACAAUCAGUUGCUCCUGAUGAAUUACCACCUUCGUAUGACGACCAUAUGUCAUCCUCAUCACAUCAUCAUUCGGAAGAAAAGAAAAGGAUCAACAGACGACAUACUCAUUAUGGCUAUCUAUCUGAACAAUCGAUUCCAACAUCUUCAUGGGGAGAAUGGCCAGCCUAUUCUUCUCUACAUCCACCGCCAACAGCAUCUCCUCCAUCAACAUAUACUACUGAUCAUCAUUCUUCUUAUCAACCUUCUCGGUCGUCUCAUUUAUCAUUAUAUCCACGUCCACCUAUUUUACCAACCAUUUUGAAACAAACAAGUCGUAUAUUAUCCCAUUGGAUGCCACCUUUACCAUCCUCAUCAGCAACGAUCAAUUCAUCAAGCAGUCGUCAUCCAAUUGAAACAUUUAGUAUUGCAAAGGACAGCUCACGUUAUCGAGACGAUGGUGAUAACAUGACCAACACUACUGACAGGAACAAAAAGGAAAAGAAGCAAAAGGAACGACAACACGAAAAUGGUACAAAUGAUGAUGGAUUUGGAAAUCAGUUUUUGGAACGAAGACGAGAACGACAAUUAUGCAAAGAGCAACAUAAGGCGCUCCGAGGACAACAAAAGGAAUUGGAACGAACGAUGCGACACUUGCGGCGAUUGGAAAAAAGGGAACGAAAGGAACAGCGAAGGAAUCAUCGAUACACUCUACAAUCCGUUGAUUUACGUCGAAAAUCAUCUGUAACCUCACUCUCAUCUUUGUCCUCAUCAUCCUCUUCUAUUUCAACAUGUUCAUCAGUGACCACUCUUUCCAACGACAUAUUUGAUCAACAACGACAGCAAAAACAAAAUGCAACCUAUCCCCCUAUUCCUUCUUCUUAUAUUUGGGAUAAAUCGGAUCAUCGACCACAUGUUGAACCCAGCACAACCAAUGAAAUGACAGUGUUGACUGAUACCUUCCAACAACUUCAAACUACCAAUGACAAAACAACAACAGAAAAAAAAAUAGCAUAGUUUAGUGAAUAUCCCCUCAUAUAUAUUUUGAAAUAAAAAAUGAAAAUAUUUUUAUUGAAAA
This is a messenger RNA of Halteromyces radiatus, 1826 nucleotides long. RefSeq lists its product as uncharacterized. Bases 11 to 1765 code for a protein of 584 amino acids. The transcript has a single exon. NCBI's taxonomy places the organism in Eukaryota, Fungi, Mucoromycota, Mucoromycetes, Mucorales, Cunninghamellaceae. The record is from RefSeq and is a predicted model, not a curated record.